AAACUAGGCCAACAUCACCACCAGGAAUGGGCUGGGGUUAAGCUAUGAGUAAGACCCCUGAAUGGUGUGAAGCAGGAAGAGAAGAAGAUAGAUAGAUAGAGAGAGAGAGAGAGAGAGAGAGAGAGAGAGAGAGAGAGAGAGAGAGAGGUACUCAGGAGGACAAACAGAGGAACACAAAAUCUCUGCAAUCCAAACUCCACCGAAUGGUCCGGACGCUCCACGUUUGUGAAGAACGCUGAACUUUACAGAGAAGAAUUUAUUUCGUAAGAAAAUAAAAGAUAAAAUCAAGAAGAAGAAGAAGAAGAGAAAAAGAAAAGAUGAAUGGAUGCGAGCUGACCUGUCUCUUUGUGCUCAUCGCAUUUCCUCUGGCCGUCGCAAACCCGGGGAAUAUAGAGAUUUCUGGGACUAAAGUUACACUGACGAGUCCAGAAAAAGGGACCUGGUAUAAAGGCAACGAAGAAUUGGGUAAUGAAUUUACUUAUACCAUAAAUAAUUACACGGAAGGCGACAACGGUCUGUAUGAAUGCAAAGAAGGCAAUCGAUCCUACUACUUUUACACCAGACUGUACGUGUGUGAAGGCUGUAUGGAGAUGAAAACCGUUGUGGCGUGGGGUAUCGUGCUUGGGGACGUCAUGGUGACGCUCGGGGUCAUCCUCAUUGUCUAUCUCUGUGCCAGCAAGAACACCAGUGCACCUCCUCAGAGAGCACAGAGACGCCAGCUCACACCAGGCACUGCUCAAACAUCUGACACCACUUACCAGGAAUUGACUCCGGGAACUCGUAAUGCAGAUGUGUAUUCAGAUGUUAAAAGGAAAUAAUGAGGAUUCUGACACAAUACACCAGAUACAACCUCAACAACAGGUUGAUGAGAGUCUCAGCUGUUUUCUUUUCUAUAUUAGCUGUUAAUCAGUGUUGAUUUUUUUUUGAGGAUUGAGCUGUUUUUCACCAAAUCAGACUUUAAUUAUUCAUCCUGGUAAGUUCCAGUGUACUCAGCUUUCAUCUUUUAAUACUUUUAUCAGGAUUAUUACAUUAAUCAGUAUAUUAACAAGUAAUAAAUAGUAUUAAUUAGUAUCGCUGUGUGAAAUAGUUUGCUUACUAUUGCUUUGUGCUUGAUGCAGAAUCUGUACUGUCUUAUAUCUAAUGCUUUUCUAAAACUUCAUGUUUAUUAUUCAGAUUAAGAUGAAAUGCUGUGUAGUGUAUCUUCUUUGACCACAGUCAAUGUCUGAUUUUGUAACAUAAAUCUCAAAUUAAAUUAAAUUUAAAUUUAA
Molecule: messenger RNA, 1268 nt
Organism: Astyanax mexicanus (Mexican tetra)
Lineage: Eukaryota; Metazoa; Chordata; Actinopteri; Characiformes; Acestrorhamphidae
Product: T-cell surface glycoprotein CD3 epsilon chain
Exons: 5
Coding region: 318-818 (166 amino acids)
Biological process (GO): cell surface receptor signaling pathway; positive thymic T cell selection
Cellular component (GO): external side of plasma membrane; alpha-beta T cell receptor complex
Molecular function (GO): transmembrane signaling receptor activity
Source: RefSeq, a predicted model, not a curated record